AUGGCAACAAGUAGAGCGAAAGAAAGCUGUGGUUUGGGGAAGGAGAGGAAGAUCACAGCUCCCAGUUCUGUCACCAUUCCUAAUGUUAAUACUUCAACCAAGAGAACUCCAAAGUCAUCUCCAAGAGGCAUCUCCACUGAUCAAAAGCUAUCUUCCUUUCCUUCUUCACCAUCAUCAUCAUCUUCUUCUUCUACUCAUUCUCUUUCAAUCCUCCCUCAGAAACAUGUUCCGAAUUACCUCAAAUCCACGGCCAGCUCCCGUCACGACCAUAACUUUAAGCCGAUCAAGAAGUCUGCAGGCCCUACACCGAUACCCGAGGGCAAGCCUAGUUUGAAUAGAAGAAGAUCUUUUGACAAACCGCCCCCGGCUACGCAACGUUUGGGGAAGCCAUUUCGAUCGCCUGAACCGAGGAAUAGGGCUGCUCAUGCUCCGGUCCGGUCUUCCUCUUUUGGGGCCAAACCAUCCACCACAAUUGUCAGCUCUACAAAGACUGGUUUUUUGGAGAGAUCAGGUUCCAAAAUCUACAAGGUGGGAGGGAAAACACAACAAUCAGUUCAAACAUUGAAAAGUAGUAGUAAUGUAAGGAAAAGCUUGAAGAGAGAAUCUAGCAAUGCUGCUUCUGCUUCAUCAGCAGAAAUGGUUCCCAAGACUAAGAAUGCUGUUGAACAUGUAGGUCAGAGUCCUGUUUUAGUUCUUGGUGCUAAUGAGGAGGACUUAAAGAAGAUCGAGUGCGAACUCGAUCUAUGUCUUCCGGAUCCAAGGCCUGAAUUAGAUAAAGAACUUAGUACUACUGAUCAGGUUGAAAAGAGGCUUCACCAUCAUCAGCCUAUACAGGACACAAAGAUCUUCAAAGUAGUUGGUUCUAAUAAGAAAGUGGAAGAAACUCCAGGGGCAGCUGAGACUGAUAAUGCCAAAUCGUCGAUCCGGGAAGACGAAAAUCGAGAACAAAAUGAAGGGGAAGGAGAAGAAGAAGCUAAAGAAGAGGAGAAACCAGAGAGAAUUGAAGUGGAAAAGGAGGAAGUUUUUGGUGUUGUUGCAUCAGAGGAAAGCACAAACAACAAAAAUGAAGAAGAGAAGAGCCACACCGAUCCCAUUCAGGUAGGAGUCAUUGUUUUAGAACACAAAGAAGUAGAAGAUGGGCAGAGUUCCAAGGAAGAAAAUCACAACAGUACAGAGAAAGAGGCCGAAGCGACCGAGAAGGUGGCAGCCGCCGCCGCCGCCGCCGCAGCAGAGGCGGCAGCAGCCAAACCACGACAAGGAGGACCAGGGAGAAAGGAGUCUCCAGCAGUGUACAAUCAUGUAAUAGAGGAGACAGCAAGUAAGCUUUUGGAGAAGAGGAAGAACAAGGUAAGGGCAUUGGCAGGAGCAUUUCAGACAGUCAUUGACUAUGAAUCCUCGUCCAAAUGA
Messenger RNA from Cucurbita pepo subsp. pepo (vegetable marrow), 1407 nucleotides. RefSeq lists its product as uncharacterized. Lineage: Eukaryota; Viridiplantae; Streptophyta; Magnoliopsida; Cucurbitales; Cucurbitaceae. The record is from RefSeq and is a predicted model, not a curated record. Gene Ontology annotation, molecular function: calmodulin binding.